Cladophialophora yegresii CBS 114405 is the source of this 261-nucleotide messenger RNA. RefSeq lists its product as uncharacterized. Gene Ontology annotation, cellular component: trans-Golgi network. Bases 1 to 261 code for a protein of 86 amino acids. Lineage: Eukaryota; Fungi; Ascomycota; Eurotiomycetes; Chaetothyriales; Herpotrichiellaceae. The transcript is spliced from 2 exons. The record is from RefSeq and is a predicted model, not a curated record.
AUGAGUCCACGGCGGAACAGCGAAGAUAUCGAGAGACUCGAGCGUGGUCUCCGCGAAACACUGAAGGAGCAAGCUCGAAACCUCCAGUCAUCACUGGCCGCACUGGCGGAAAAGAUUGACGAGGUCAAAACCGACCACGACAAGCUCGAAACCGAAAACCGCUUCCUACAGGAUUACAUUGGCGGCUUGACAAGGACCAUGUCAAGAGACAACCUUGGUCGUAGCGCCAGUACCAGCGGCAAGAUGAAAGGCAGACGAUGA